AAAAAAAACACGAGUUACGCACGCUUAAUUAUAACUCGCAGUUCGGGGAGCGUGUUAAGGCGAUAUGAGAAGUGAGAAAAAAUGUGUUCCAAGGCCCGUGGGAGCCAGGAUGUGUCCUCGUCGCUAACGAAUGCUCUCGAAUGCCCAAUCCGACUGAUAAUGGAGAUAAAUUUGACGCAGUUUCUUUCAGAGUUAGACGUACGAAUUUAUUCGGGAGUUUCAACAUUGGACGGAAGUUCCUGGACAAUCGGACCUCCAAAGUUCGUCGUUUUUCCAAAUGAGUUCAUGGCCAAACGAAUUUUGGAGAAACUGCUCCUCAAAAUCGUGGCUUAUUCGGACGAGAAAUCCCUCCAAAGUUUAAGGGGGCUCCUUAAAAAUGGUUUUGACAUGAAAUUCCUCGGAGCAUGAUUUAUAAAUGACACGAAAAUUGCAAUUUAUCGUGAUUCGGACUUUCCCAUGAAAAUUAUGAGCGUCCGUAAGGCCUGACGGGUCUCUCUCCUUUUGUGGGUCCUGAAAAACGUUCCUCAUUGAAACUCACGUGCGCAGGCUCGAACGAGUUUGCGAUACAUACCGAGUUUAACUGUUGCGAUUCACCGGGUAAUGGCGAGGAUCUAUAAGAGACCGAUCUGCCACGUAGCCCGGAGGGAAAUAUCGAUACGAACGCAUUCGCCACUCGAAAAUAAGCUUUCACGAUAUUUUUCCAAUAAAUCUUCGUUCGAGACUUUGAGCAUGAGAGGCAUUUUGCGCUGGAUCAACGAGCAGGCGAUUUUCCAUCCUCGCCGAUAUUUAUCGUCGACGUCAAAUCAAAUUUCGUCGUCGAAUGUUGCCUGCAAACGCUCCAAAGCUUUCGAGACUUUAAUGAAUUUCUUGAGUUUUUCGGAAUUUAAUAAAAAUUCAAGUGUUCGGAAGCGUCGACCGAAAUGCAAACUCGAAUGGGGGGACUGAAAUAUUUCCAAAUUUCAGUUCGUCUCAACGAGCAAUUUUAUUAUAAAUUUAUCAUAAAAAAUCAAACUUCAAAAUCCUUAAGUCUUUGAGAAAACCGAAGGAACGUUUGUCAGCCUGAUAAAAAAUUCAUUGCAAUAUUUCCGGACGAACUUUCGAGCUCGAACGGCCCGUGUAACCGCCGCGCGUAUCUUUUUAUCGGGCAUUUCAUUUGCCAAACAAUUGCAUAAUGAUUCACGAAAAUGAUCGAGUCGGGGGAGUUAUUCCGUGCGGGAUUUUUCGCGAAGGGGAUAAUGCGGCUAAGUAGAACAGCUCCGAGCUUCGAGCGUUACCGUUUACGAUCGAAUAACCAGCGAUUACGCUCUUUUCAUGCGUACGAGAAAUACGUACGCGUAUUUCGUGCGGAGGCUUCGUAAAUGGAUUUAUCGUUGAAAAAUAUUCAUGCGGAGAUUAAAAGCUGACAUUUCGUGAAUCGCGGAGUAAUCUCGAGGCACUUUUUCAACGCGGGCCUAAAUUAAUUGCUCUCGUUCGGAAACAAUCGAUCCCAAUUCCUUUGGAGGAUCAAACGUCACGUUUCUCAUCCGAUCGGUGCUCAAUUCGUCGAUUUCGAAAAGUUUUUCUAAACGGAAGCAAUUGCGGAUGGAAUUUCGUGCGAGCAACUGACUUGACUCCAAUUUUUCGGAAACGAACACGAAAGACUCACUGUUCGGUGAUGAGUCAACGAAUUCGGGAAGGUGAAUAUAAAAAGGGGGAAAACGGAAGACCUAAAAGUGUGAAAAACUCGUUUUUUUUGGCACCAAAUUUCCUGCUCGAUAUUUCCAAAACAAAAAAAACGACCCGAGGCUCGCCAUAUUUCGUGAAAAUAAAAGCCGCCUGAAUUUCCCGGAAUAUAAAAAGAAAAACGUGCCGGUAAGAAGAAAAUUGAAAAUAUUUGCCAUUCUACAAUUGCCUCGAAUUUACUCAGUAAAUAAAACUCAUUCGAGCGAGCGAAAAUCGGUCGAAAUUCGUACCCCGAUUGAAAACGACAUGCCCGGGGUCGAGACAUCUGCUUCGGUUUGCCGCAAGCGGCGUAAAUACCGAAGAAAUACAAUUUAUGCACCGGGCCCCAUUCGACUCGGAUUUCGUGAAGGAAAAGGCUCCGCAGCGAUCAUCUGUGCGGCACAACACAAUAACAAGAGCAUUGAACAUCCUGAGGACGAAUUUUCGUACAAUGAAAAAUGACAGCUCGGUGGGCGCGGUGAGCAGACUUUUCUCAUGUUCUUUCUUCUCUCAUUUUUAGCUCAACGCUGUGGCAGGAAGAACGGAUCUGUCAAAAUAAAUUCUGGAGGGUGCGCGCUCCGACGAUUGAUGCGCAUUUGCCGAUGAUUCCUCGGCAAUUAAAUCCCAAUGACAAAAAUUAUUACGACAGUCAUCGAAAAUAUUAAAUUUUCGGAGGCAAAUUUGGGGUCCUUGAGAAGGAAAAAAUAGCGAACUUUUAUUCGAAAUUCGUCGAGUCGUUCCUCGACUCUCGUUUCCCAUUAUUUCGCGCAGGUUUCCACCCUCGAAAUAAUAAAAACAACGGAGAAUUAUUUGUGGGUCAAUCUCCGUCGGUCAAUGACUCACUGCGUUUCAUUCGCUGCGUCCAUAUUCAUACAUUUUUAGCGGAGUUUGAGUUGCGUGGCUUGGGUGCGGCGUUUUGCAGGCCGAAAGUGAGGACGCCCCGCUCAUCUCUUACAACGGAAAAGGCACAUCCCGUGCCUUGUCAAGUGACAACGACAUUUGACGAUACAACGCUCUCUUUCUCUUUUUGCUGUCGGUGCGUGCGAGCAAACGAGCGCGAGGUCGAGGUUCCUCACCCAUCCGGCCGAAAUCACGAUCUCAUAUCUAUCGAAAGCCAUUUGAUUUUGAGCCUGGCCCUGCCGCGGGCCGAUGCUUUCAACAAUUAUUUUAUUCGCUGCGUUAACGAAAGAGUUUCUCAGCGAUUUCGCUCUCGAAACGUUUUCGAAUUGGAGCUGAAGUUGGAAAUUUUCUCGAGACUUUUGCCGAGCCUGAUGCCCGAGAUUUUUUAGUCAUUUGGCACUGUCUCGUGCGACAUGUGGCCGGCUCAUUGGGUUACGAGAUCCGAAGUGUUUUUUCAAAGGCUUUUUAGCCGGUUCAUAGCUGAGAGGCUCGCACAUGAAAAAGGUAGACGCGAAGCGCGGCGCCGAGAGCUACUAAAAACGUCAGCAAGCAAGGAACGUGCUUAAACGACGUUUCGUAAUGCUUUUAUUACGUUUUUUCUACUCCAUCGAUCCCCGAACGAGCGAGAGAUCGUAAAUAAAAAUCGUACAAAGAAACGUAUGAAUAUAUGCGUCGUGGAAAAAUGAAAGAAAUUUGAAAGCAAUCAGAGAUGCAGAUUCGAGGCACCGCGGCUAUUCUUCUGCGGACUUGCACCUCGAGAUCGAUCCCACUCCACUCGAAGCGUUAAAAGUGAGGAAAAAAAUUCUUUCUCCAGUACAUUCGAGCCAACGAAAUGGUUUAUAUAUAGAGCUCUUCAUACCCACAUCGGUAUCAGCUCGAAAUGAAACCAAGGUCGUAAACACACUUCUCAACGGAUUAUCAGGACAUUUUUAUCCCACGAGAUUCGCUCGUUAAAAUUUCAUCCCUGAUUUUCGGCGGUCUUUUCCUCCUCGCCGUCCCAUCCCGCUCAGGCUCCCGGAGACCUGGCUAAUUUUCAUAUAUUUAAUCCUCUUUGCGUUCACGGGACGAAUCCGACUUUUCCGGAAGUCAUUUAAACAAAUAUUUUUCAUAUUUUCGAGCCUCCCAGGCUUGGCAGCUUCCUUUCGCGUCGUUUUUCAGAAAGGAAAUUAGACCGAGAUCGAAUUUUCGGUGGAACACUGAAAAAUUUCGCGUAUUUCGCGGUUGAGUCGAAAACGUUUUGGUGCGCGGUCGAACAAUUUGGUCGAAAGUAUUCAAAAUAAUGUUCGAAGCUUUUACCCAAAUUUCGCUUUGAGCCCACCCGUUUUCGCGUCCCCCAUACAGGGACGAAACGACAGUUUUAUGGAGUCCCUGCUUCGUUCACCAGCGCUGCUCCCAGCAAGCGAUUUGUACACGCAUGAAAAGCCUCGAUACUUUUAUUCGAGAUUGAAAAUCUGGAGAAUGAGGAAAAGCAGAGAAUUGGGUUUCCACAGAGCUGCGAUAAACCUGGAAAAGGAGGGGGCCGGAGGGGGCGAAUUCGUGGAGGGGAGCUCGAGGAUUCCACCUCUUGGUGAAAAGCCCAGCGCUCUUCUUGAACCGGUGGUCUCUAUAUAUUGGCUCGGGUCUCCCACGCCCUAUCCACUAUCAUUCUCGUUGCGGUAGCCUUCGCGGCCGGUUCUCGUCCGCUCCUCGCUCUCGUUCGCUUCGCACGCGUGCUCUUUCUCCGCGAUAUCUGCUCGACACGUGCUCCAACGUCGUUGAUGCUGGAGCAUCGCUGAUCGAUGAAAAACGAAUAAAAAUCGAAGAAUUUACCUCCGAAAAUCGAGUUCGCAAGUUCCUCUUAUCGAAUUUCAUUUUAAUCUCAUUUUAUGAGAUCAAACACCGACGCGAACGCGAUGUGGACUGUUCAGUGCGGUCGCAUUUUCUAAUGUAAACAGCGGCUUCGUGCUCCGCCAAAAAUUCCUCUCGCAGGAUUCAUCUUCGCGGGGCUUUUGAUUUCCGAUGCAUUGCGUUUAGUGUGCGAAUUCCAUACGCGGCUGUGGGGCUCCGCGAUCAGUGUUCGCACGCUCUCGUAUCGCGGCGAUUAACGCUCGGACGAGUCGAUCGACGGAUCCGCCAAAUUCAAGCGCUUCUCUCCGCCUCAUUUGUUAUCGCUCGAACCAAAGCGAAAAAUUAGUCGAAGCCUGUCGAGUCUGUACGUCGGUCUUUUUGCCACCGAUUGAAGGAGAAGUUGCUCGUGCACGGGACGAUUCGAUUGUCGGGUUGAUUCGGCAGAGGUUCGUCUUGCCGCGGAAUCGAACAACUCGAGCGAAGUCGAGGGGCGAGAGGAAAACGAGGGGGAAAUCGAAUUUUCCUUCCGAAAGUUCUUCGUGACACGUUUGACGUAAUCGUAAAAGUGGGAUUUUCGAUCUCGAGAUCGCGAUCGAAUCGCGUCCGGCGGAGUGACAAGUUCCAGUUGGCAGGUGGGACUGAGCGAUGGAAUAAGAAAGAAAGCUCCGGGCGACAGGAAGGGGAUAAAAAAGCGAGUGAAUUCGGAGCACGAUGCGCCGAAAACGGCGGAGUGAGGUCGCUUGAUCGUCGUCCAGCUUGACACGUCCGAGGACUGAAAAAUCUCGAUGAGGAAUCCGCCGUUGUUGAUUCACCGGACGUGCGCUUCGUCCCGUUGACGCGUUUCGAGAUGCCUGCGUUGCAACAUUCAGAGGACAGAGAGUCUCGGGAGGGGGAGGCACCGGAAGAUCGGUACGAAGGACGAGUCGACGAAGGCGCCCGGAAACGUCCAAGGACCAGGAUGAACGGGGGGUGCCUCAUCGCGAUCCUCGCUCUCUUCUCGACUCUCAGCUGCGCUCACGCUCAUCUCCCGGAUAAAUAUCCAAUCGAGGUCUAUCACAUGCUCCAGGAGCGAACGCAGUAUGGGAUCGGCAGCGAUAACCGAGUGAAGGGUAGUUGGGGUCCGUGGAGCUCGUGGAGCGAGUGUUCCCGGUCGUGCGGCACGGGGAUCCAGUCACAGGCGCGAGAAUGCGUCCCGGCCCGGGAGUCGCGCAGAAAACGGAGCCCUUUUAGUCCCGGAUCGGUGAAUGCGACGAAUUUGGAACGAGCCAUUUGCAUCGGCACUUACAAACGGUAUCACGUUUGCAACACUCAGGAAUGCAACGAAUUCCCGGACGACCCGAGAGCAGAACAGUGCGCGAGGUACAACAACAGGAUUUACAAGGGCCAGAGUUACUUGUGGGUGCCCUUUUUGAAUGCCCCCAAUCCCUGCGCACUCAACUGCCGAGCCGUCGGACAACGAUUUUACGCGACACUGGAACCGGCCGUGAUCGACGGGACGCCCUGCGAUGGUCCCAAUCUUCGGGGACACAGCACUGGAAUAGCGCUCGACAAAACCGAGCAGUGGCUCUGUGUCGCUGGACAAUGCAGGCCGGUCGGUUGCGACGGUGUCGUUGGCUCCGGGGCGACGCGUGACACUUGUGGCAUUUGCGGAGGUGUCGGGAAGAGCUGCAAGCUCUACGAGGGCAUUUUCAUGGAGCCGAUAUUAGCGAAAGGUCAUCAGCCGGUGACGACGAUACCCCGAGGAGCGAUGUCCUUGAACAUAUCCGAAUUACGUUCGAGUGCCAAUUAUUUAGCUUUGAGGACGGAAAACGGAAGCUACGUUUUAAACGGUCCCUGGUCGGUGAGUCCCAGUGGGACUUAUAAAGCUGCUGGCACGAGCAUAACUUAUCAGAGGGGCGACAGAACACGAAUGGAAAGUAUUCUCGCUGCAGGACCGCUCAAUGAAUCUCUCAAGCUGGAGAUCUCCUACCACGAGCUCAAUCCGGGUGUUCUUUACAAGUACAUGUUGCCACUGACGGAAGAACCGGACGACGGUGCAACGAUCGCUCCACCCCUUCGAGCUAUCGGCUCGAGCGAGCGUGGCAACGAGAUUCCUGAUACCGAUACGAGAUUAGUUCCGGCUCCCAAUGCUCGAAGGUCGUACAAAGCCCUCGAGGCGUCGCCGGACAAACGUAGAAGAAUCCAAACGAGUGUCGAAAAGCCAAAUAGGAAGAAAGAAGACAUGAAAUAUUCGCCGACUACUGUGAUGGCCGGUGACGCACCGAAAGCGAACACAUCGGAGAAUAAAAAGAGGAAUAGAAAGGGGCGAAAGAAAUUCAUUUGGAGAGUGAUGGGCACGAGUCCGUGUUCGAAAACGUGCGGAGGAGGCCUGCAGACUUCCAUAUUGAAGUGCGUACGACUCGCCAAAGGGAUCCCGGCCAACGAAAGACGUUGUCGGAAUAUCGAGAAACCACGAAUCCCACCUCCUUUGCGGUGCAACGAUCGCCCUUGUCCAGCAAGAUGGAAGGCCAAACCAUGGAGCGAUUGUUCAGUGACUUGUGGCACCGGUACAAAAACACGAAAACUCGAGUGCGUGCAAGAGUUGAACGCGAAAUUAACGAUGCGGGUCGCUGCAGGCGCUUGUGUCCAGCCACCGGAUCUCAGGACGGUUGAAAGUUGCACGAGGCAAGCGUGUCCAAAUGUCUCUAUUCCGGAAGUGAGGAGCCUUCAAAUGGAGUCGCCACCAUGGGAAACCGGUCCAUGGAGCUCGUGUUCGACUUCCUGUGGUCGAGGCAUAAAAACUCGAAGAGUUACAUGUGCCGGAGAAAAAUGUUUUCCGACUGAAAAACCUGAGACGGAACAGGAUUGCGAGAUACAAUCCUGCGACUCGAAGGACGAGAAAAGCAAUCAUGUUUGGAUGUACUCGGAAUGGUCGUCCAAGUGCUCUGCAAGGUGCGGGAACGGUUCCGUCACUCGGCAUCUAGUUUGCAGCCAUACGAACGAAAUUCUUUGCAACUCGAAGCCGAAACCGGAAGUUCGCAGAGAUUGUACGAGUAACGAAUCUUCCUGCGGUGCAGCAGAGUGGUUUGCAGGUCCUUGGUCUCCGUGCGCCGUGAGUUGCGGCUCGGGAGAACAAGUUCGUGACGUAAUUUGCGUGAAGAAGAUAGGAAACGAGUCGAGAAUCGUUUCGGACGAAAAUUGCGUCUCAACGAGGCCAGAGAUUUCGAAAAUUUGUAAAAUGCCCGACUGUUCCGCGGAAUGGUUUACUUCUGAUUGGAGUGAGUGCACUGCAAAGUGUGGAGGCGGGACACGAAACCGACUGGUUCGUUGUACGUUGGAAAAAGCCAUGGCAACGACUUGCGAGAAGGAAAAGAAGCCUGCGGAUACGCAGAGGUGUAAUUUGGAGGCGUGCAGAAAUAAAUCUCAUCAUGUCGCGAGCAGAGUACCCAAAAAAGUGCACGCAACUGGAAAAUGCGUCGACGACUAUCCAAAUUGCAAAUUAGUUGUAAAAACAGGACUGUGCCGUAUAAAAUAUUAUAAACAUUCGUGCUGUGGCUGUCGCGAAUGAGUCACGAUAAAAAGAUUUGUAGAACGAUGAUACGAGAACACGGCCCACGUAAUCGUAGAUGAAUUUAUUGUAUAAAAAAGCCAGCUCGUAAUACAAUGAUAAAUGUCUUAUAUAAAUAGAAAAAUUGAUAAGAAUUAUUAUCCAAUUUUUCUUGCAUUGAAGUCGCGCGAACGUAAUAACGAAUAUUUAUUUUAAGCAA
Molecule: messenger RNA, 8174 nt
Organism: Venturia canescens
Lineage: Eukaryota; Metazoa; Arthropoda; Insecta; Hymenoptera; Ichneumonidae
Product: ADAMTS-like protein 4
Exons: 19
Coding region: 5276-7975 (899 amino acids)
Biological process (GO): proteolysis; extracellular matrix organization
Cellular component (GO): extracellular matrix
Molecular function (GO): metalloendopeptidase activity
Source: RefSeq, a predicted model, not a curated record